UUUCACAUUCCAGUUAUGCUUGAAUGAAGUCCAUUAUAUCAAAAAAUCCUAUUGAGGCUAUUUUUGUCUAUAUCACAAACAUCAUGGCAGAAGUUAUGCUUGCAUGAAGUCCUUUAUAUAAAAAGAUACUAUUUCUGUUUAUAUCAAAAACAUUAUGGCAGAAGGUGGAUUACCUAAAACUGAUGAUAAUGACCCCUACCAUUUAUAUACUAUUACAAAAACAUCGUCCUUAUCAAUUACCAUCAGAUUUUUAAGCCAGGACAUUUACUCAAAAUUUGAACGCAUAAUUUUCCAACAAUAUGACAAAUCUCUAUUUCAACCAAAAGGCAAAGGAGGCCAAAACGGAAUGGUCUAUAGCUUUCCAUAUAAAAGGAACAGUGUAACCAUUACUCUAUAUAAAUCAACUUCAAAACUACUUAUACAAGGAACAGGAUGUCAACAAUGGUUUGAUGGAGAAUUUCUUAAAUUCGCGAAACAACUGCGUAUAGAGUAAUCAUCUCAUGCAAUCCAGGAUCCUCCUUGUACUUAUAUGGAUAUCCCAAUUUCUAUCACUUUCAUGCCAGUAGAUAUCGGAAUUCAGAUUUGCAUUAGAAGGAUUCCAGAUCCUAUUAAAUUUUAAUUUGUACUGUAACAUAUACACCAAUAAGACACAUUAGUUUGAUUCAGAAUCCACAUUCACCAACCAGUACUGCAUCAUGUCAACACGAGGGACAGAGACAACAGAUUCAACAGCAGCCACCCUAUUCCCAAGAACAACCAAUCAGUAAUGUAACAUCACAGCCAUCAGCAUCAAUGACUUCCCAGCAACAAGAAAACCCAAUAGAUCUACAACUGACAACUUACAAAACACCUGCAGUAACAGGUUCAGAGACACUUGUAUCAAUAGAAGAAUUUAAAAGUAUAUUUGCAAUUCCAUAUAAGUACAGAAAUAAAAAAGAACCCUGGCCACAUACAGUAACUCUUCUGUAUAAAUACAGCUCAAACGCAAACACUAAAUAUGAGGACAUUCCAGAGAACACUUGGAAAAGGAUAGACAAUGAUCCAAUGAUAAGAGAUUACAAGGGAGAACAUGCUGAAUCUAUUAUGAUAAAACAAUUGAUGGAAAUUCAGAAUCACCUGAAAAAACAGAAAGAUUACAAUAGAGGAAGUUAUAAAGGCAUACACACUAUAGAUGUUAUUCUAAGCUUUUCACCUUGUAAUAAACACCCUCAUUGUUGUUCCACUAAAUUAUGUGAUUUCAAGGCCAGUCUGGAGAAUGACAUACGCUCUGCUGUAGAUUCAUCCAAUGGUACAACUGUUGAAACAGCAGAUGAUUUGAAUAAGAAAAUGUCAAAUUUAAAUAUGGAAGGAAAAGAAAAAGAAGUGGCUGAGAAAAUGCCAAAUUCAAAUAUAGAAGGAAAAGAAAAAGAAGGGGCAAAAAUAGAGAUGAACAUUCAGUUUUCAAACUUCUAUCUGGAUAAUGUUUCGGAAAAUAGAGAGGGUUUGAAAAAUCUCCGGCAAAAAGGUAUAAAACUUGAUGUCCUGACUGGUGAUAAAUGGAUUUACUUUUACAGAGCUAUUGGAUUUGAGUUACCUGAAGGACGAGAAGAGCGAGAAAAAGAUGAUGAAGCCAAAUUUAAAGAAUUAAUUUGAAUUAUGCAGACUAGAUGAACAAUGAUGGAUAUAUAUGUCCUUUUUCUCUUGACAAGAUACAACUUUAUAUUUUUCAUUAAUCUAUUAUUUAAACAUUUACCUGGUAAUUUAGGAAUGAUUCAUGCCAAACACAGAUACUUUUCUGAUUUUUUUGUCCUUUUCAAUUGGUUGAUGUGGUUGUUCAAAUGUAAGACAUAAUAGUAUCCUGCGAAAUAAUGUCUGCCUGGGCAGUUUUUCACAGAACUAAAUAUUAAAUAAUGUCCAUUGCCAUGAAAUUUUGUCUCAUAAGUGGACAGAAUUUUUCAGCAACAGUUAUAAAUAAACAAAUGAGAUGUGGUUUAAUUGCCAUUAAGACAAUCUAUCACAAAAAACCAAAUGACUUGAAUGUAUGAAACUACAGGGGACUGUGUAUAGACUGCAACACAAAACAAAACACAUACAUAAUACUUUGCAAUUAAAGGCCUAGAAAUGUUGAAAUGUGAAGCAAUUUAAACCACUGACUUGAAUAAUAAUAAAACAAUAAACGACAGACAGCAACAAACAACAACAACUGAAUUACAGGCUCUUAAGUCAGGUUGUUAUCUUUUUGAGACAUCCCCUGUUUCUGAAAGGAUGCCAGCAGCUCUUAAAGCAAUGGAAGAAGACUUGAGCAAAAAUGAACUGCUUUAAUCAGUUAAAGAAAAAAAUGAACAAAUAUUUUAAAACUAACAACUGAUUACAAAAUUAUGUAAAGCCUGACAAGAUAAUUCUCCAUCAUACUGAAUGAUUGGUAGCUUUAGCAGUGACAAACACUACUUGGAAAAAGUUACUAAUUAAAAAAUUAACUUGAAAAAAUUGAAUUGAAAGUAAUUGUUGUGGUGUAAUUUUUCACUCUAUCAUAAUGUUAAUUAUUAAAAAAGUAUAAAAAUAAUAAAUAUGUAAGUAUUUGCAUGCAUAUUAAUCAAUUGUAAACAGCCAAAAUAUAUUUAUCAAACUGUAAUCAUAUAUUAUAUAUGUCUUGCCUGCUUUGCAGUUCUUGAAAUAAUGAUCCUAACUACAGGUAUGAUGAAAUAUACAAACUAACUGAAAAUGAAAAUGAGAGAUAUCAGAAAUUCUAAAAUAGACUUCUUCAUUCAAAUGCGGGAGCAAGACUUCCAGAAGGGCGUAAAAUAUCCCAGAAUCUCACACUGAAAUGGAGAUAAAGGGUUCUUUAUAUCAAAUAAAAUUGGCCUAUAA
Messenger RNA from Mytilus californianus (California mussel), 2847 nucleotides. RefSeq lists its product as uncharacterized. The transcript has 5 exons. The record is from RefSeq and is a predicted model, not a curated record. Lineage: Eukaryota; Metazoa; Mollusca; Bivalvia; Mytilida; Mytilidae. The coding region runs from base 793 to 1632 and encodes 279 amino acids.